AUGGAAAUGGCUUCAAGCCCUCGAACUGUAGAGGAGAUCUUCAAAGAUUUCAGUGCUAGAAGAGCUGCUGUUGUUCGUGCUUUAACUUAUGAUGUGGAUGAUUUUUAUGGACUCUGUGAUCCAGAUAAGGAGAAUUUGUGUUUGUAUGGACAUCCAAAUGAAACAUGGGAAGUAACCCUGCCGGCAGAAGAAGUUCCGCCGGAGCUUCCUGAACCAGCCCUUGGAAUUAAUUUUGCCAGAGAUGGAAUGAACAGAAAAGACUGGCUUUCACUGGUUGCUGUGCACAGUGAUUCAUGGUUGCUUUCUGUGGCUUUCUAUCUCGGUGCUCGUCUUAAUCGGAAUGAAAGGAAACGACUAUUCAGCUUGAUCAAUGAUCUGCCUACUGUCUUCGAAGUUGUAACAGAAAGGAAGCCUGUGAAAGAAAAGCCUAGUGUAGAUAGUGGAAGCAAAUCUCGGGGCAGCAUAAAGAGAUCAAGCGAUGGACAAAUGAAAAGCAACCCUAAGCUUACAGAAGAUAGUUAUGAGGAUGAAGAAGAUGAACAUACUGAAACUCUAUGCGGGAGCUGUGGUGGAAAUUACAAUGCCGACGAAUUCUGGAUUGGCUGCGAUGUCUGUGAGAGGUGGUACCAUGGAAAAUGCGUGAAGAUAACACCUGCGAAGGCUGAGAGUAUUAAGCAAUACAAGUGUCCAUCUUGUAUGAAGAGGAGCCGGCCAUAG
Dovyalis caffra is the source of this 717-nucleotide messenger RNA. Lineage: Eukaryota; Viridiplantae; Streptophyta; Magnoliopsida; Malpighiales; Salicaceae. The record is from the annotation of a GenBank genome assembly.